Gadus macrocephalus (Pacific cod) is the source of this 3070-nucleotide messenger RNA. RefSeq lists its product as uncharacterized. Lineage: Eukaryota; Metazoa; Chordata; Actinopteri; Gadiformes; Gadidae. The record is from RefSeq and is a predicted model, not a curated record. The transcript is spliced from 10 exons. The coding region runs from base 1082 to 2659 and encodes 525 amino acids. Gene Ontology annotation, biological process: negative regulation of autophagy.
AAGGGAACGAGCGAGACAGAGAGAAAGGGAACGAGCGAGACAGAGAGAAAGGGGACCCGAGCAAAAGAGAAUUCCAACAACCUCCCACCUCCCAGAGGUCAAAGGGCACGUCGAUGAUUUACUCCAAGACGAGGAGUUAUCUCGUCUCCCCUGGCCCACCUGCCUCUCAGAGAGGAGAGGGAAACUGGAGAGCCCCACGCGGGAGAAGGAGAAGCGGGCGGCGUAUUUUUAGACGGCGGUGACCGAACGUGCGGUCACCGCCGAGUUUACAGUUAAAAAUACAGAUGUCCAUGUAAAACAGUCCGGGGACGGCGUGCGUCACACCAUUAGUUGUCUUAUAACUGAUGUCCAUCUCAAAGACUGCUUUCUUCGUACAGUAGGCCUAGGCUAUUUAUCAUCAAAAUACCGUGCGCCGCCCGGGAAUCGAACCCGGGUCGCAAGAAUGGGAAUCUUGCAUGAUACCACUACACCAGCGGCGCAGCUCUCCAGGCUUAGGUAAUAUUUUAGUAACAAUUCGAAUUGCCAUUCCUACACCUAUUUCGUUAUAACUAAUGAUUUUAAAUCUCAGCGACUGCUUUCUUCGUCCAUUAUUGAUCGGUAUUCAUGCGUAUAAUAUCCAUCAUCAAAAUACCGUGCGCCGCCCGGGAAUCGAACCCGGGUCGCAAGAAUGGGAAUCUUGCAUGAUACCACUACACCAGCGGCGCAGCCUGCCAGAGUUUGGUAAUGUUUUUUACAAAAUCAUUUGCUCAACAAAGUGUUACCAAUACCAAGUUGCAUUUCAUUUUCACUCAGGAAACGUUGACUUCCUUAUCUUGUGGCCACACAUUCAGAGCCGUCGGAGACAUGCUUUACUGAACGUGUAGGUCUUCAUUGGGGUAUAAACAUCAAGCCAAUAUCAAUACAAAGUUUAUCAGCCAAACUGCCCUGCGUUUGGCUGCGCUGUCAGCAUUUUGAUAAAAAGAAACUGCAACGGGAAUAGAUAGAUCUGAGAAUUAAUUGACUGAAAGGAGCAAAGGAAGUGAUUUAAAUUUGACUGCAGGAGAUGCCUAUUUGGCAGUAGAUUUGGGUGCCUCUUGAAUUUAUGGAGUUUUCUGAACAUAUAAGGACCGCAAACGUGGAGAAUGUGGUGCUGCGACAGCCGUUCCAUCCAUCGACCAAAGGCACAUUAUGCAUUACCGGACACCACCUUAUCUUUUCUGAUCGAGAGAGCCAGAGCUGUCGACAGGUACUUUUGCUCCUCCGGAAUAUCGAUGCCAUCGAGAAAAGCGUGGAAAACCUUUUGGGGAAUUCCGGUCUCCUCUCUAGUGCUCGAUGGAAGGAAAGGGCACCUGGACCCUCCUCCGGGACUCUCACCAUUAAGUGCAAGGACCUGUGUGUUUUCCAGUUGGAUAUCCCGGGCAUGGAGCAGUGUCUAAACAUCGCUCACUCCAUCGAGGCGUUGUCCUCCAUGAAUGAAGUGGCAGACAUGUAUCCCUUCUUUCACAGGCCCCAUGACGCCAGCCUACAGGACCAAUGGGGUCUCUCCAGCCCCCAACACCAGUACCAUCAAAUGGAGGCGCUGCAGCGAGGCAGGUGGCGCCUGAGCUAUGUGAACGGAGACCACACAGUGUGUCCCUCCUACCCGCCCACUGUCCUCGUCCCCAAGGCCAUCAGCGAUGAGGUGCUGCUGAAGGUGGCCAGGUUCAGGCAGGCGGGGCGCUUCCCCGUCCUCUGCUACCACCACAGGAAGAACGGCAAGGUUAUCAUGCGCAGCAGUCAGCCCCUGACGGGAGCCAAUAGGAAACGCUGCCAGGAGGACGAGCUCCUCCUCCAGGCUGUGAUUGAUGGCUCGGACAAAGGUUACAUCAUUGACACACGCUCCAGUCAGCAGGCACAGCAGGCCAGGAUGACGGCGGGGGGUGGGUUUGAGUCCACAUCCAGCUACCCUGGCUGGACAAGGCUGCACAGGCAGAUGGAAAAGGGUAAAGCCCUCCAGGAGAGCCUCAUUAAAGUGGUGGAAGCCUGCGGGGACCAGACAAACAACAUGGACCGCUGGCUCAGCAAGCUGGAGAACUCCAAGUGGCUCUACCACGUCCAGACUGCUCUGUCCACGGCCGGGCUGCUGGCAGAGUGUGUGGAGAGGGACGGCCAUUCAGUCCUGGUUCAUGGUUCUGAAGGCACAGACUGCACCUUGCUCAUCAGCACUCUGGCACAGCUCAUUAUGGACCCAGCCUGCCGCACGCUGGAAGGCUUCCUUACUCUGCUGGAGAGGGAGUGGGUUCAGGGCGGCCACCCGUUUCAGCAGCGCUGUGCCCGGUCGGCCCAUUCCCACGCCCGGCUGCAGCAGGAGGCCCCCGUGUUCCUGCUGCUGCUGGACUGCGCGUGGCAGCUGUGGUACCAGUUCCCCCUGGCCCUGGGGUUCUCCGAGGACCUGCUCCUCAGGCUGGCCACUGAGGCCUAUGCCUCCGACUAUGGCACCUUCCUCUGUAACAGCGACCGGGAGAGGUGUGCCAUUGGUGUGAAGGAGAAGACUCACUGUCUUUUCCAGGCCCUGCUGAAGCCAGAGGAGAGAGAGCUUUACAGCAACCCCCUAUAUGAGUCCACUGAGCUGGCUAUCUGGCCCUCGGUGCACCCCCAGUCCCUGCAACUUUGGAGUGGCAAGUCUAUGUCGCUUUCCUGACCUUUAUGAAAAAUAACCUUUAUUGAUAACAAUCCUGUCGAUGGUAGGAAUGAUAUUUUUCCUGACUGAAAUUAGUCAUGUCGUCCGCAGGCUUUUUCCUGAGGUGGAGCCAACAAGGACGUCAUCUAGAAGAGGCCCACGGCGAAAUGAGGAACAUGAUCUGCCAGUGGGGAAGGUUAGCGUGUCGGUGAAGUGUGUCUGUAGCUCCACCUGCUGGAGGAUUGGCGCCAGAGGAGAUCCAGAGAGUACAGAAUGUUGAAACCCCUCACGAUUUGUUUGGAUGCUUAUCGGAUGAAGAGACUACGGACCAACUGUUUAGACUGUACAAUUAUGUAGUACUACUGUUCAUUAUCAACUGUUCAUUAUUAUGUAUAAUGUCGAAUAAUUUAAAAUACUUUAACCAUGACACAA